AACUCCAUAGUCAAAAGAAAAAAAGCGACGGCAGUUUGUGUAAAUCAUCUCAUUUAAGCCUUAUUCCUUAUAUGUAAUCACUCCCGCUCAUUCCCCCCAACCUUUAAUCUUCCUCUCUCUCUCUCUCAAAACCCUAAAGCUAACACUCCACUGACUCUGAGAAAAAUUCAUGAGCUCUCAUACACCUUAGCAUUUACCAAAGACCCAUUUGAAUUUGCUAUUGCUCUUUUAUUGCUUGAAGGACAGGAUAAUAUCAGUUCUUUCCUUAUAUGCUUGUGUUAUGGGAAGUUCAGAGGUAUUAGAGAAUGGGGCUGUGAGUAAUGGGAAUGGUAUAAAAUCACGCGAUGAGGAUGACUUUGAGGGGAUAACAAAUGGUGGGUUUGAGAAAAUGAUUAAUGGUGGAAAGGAAAAUGAGAAUUUGGGUGAUGAGAUUUUGGAGGAUUUUGAUACUUAUUGGGAAGAUAUCAACGACCGCUUAAUGGUAUCGAGGAUGGUGAGCGACUCGGUGAUUAAGGGAAUGGUGAGCGCUGUGGAGCAAGAGGCGGCUGAGAGGCUAGCUGCUAAGGAAAUUGAAUUAACCAACUUGAAGGAGUAUUUGCAAUUUCAUGAUGGGGGUCUUAGCAAAAUUGAAUCUCUUGGGUCACUCACAUUGCAGGAUGAGCUAGAAAGCAUAAAUUUUCGAAAAAACUUGAGUCUAUCAGAUGUUUUUAUGGAGCAUGACAAGAUGGGAGACUUUCUUGAUGGGCUAAGAAGUUCGGCAAAGGUUGAAUUCACGAAGUUGAAUAAGAGUAUUUAUGAGGUUAGAGGAUCCAAUUGUAUCAGGAACAUCAGCCCUCGCUCUGAGAUGAUGGGACUAGAAGGUAUUCUUCAGGAGAAGGAUUCUGGAAUUUGGGAUCAGGUGGACAAAACAAUAGAUAACCUGAAAAUGAUGGUGAAUACCAUCUUUAAGCGAAUGGAUGAUAUGCUACAAUUGUCCAAGACAUCACUUGGUCAGUGGCAGGAGGAGCAUCUCACUGAAGUGGAGCUUGAGGCCAUGAUAAUGCGCAGUGUAAUUCGGACUGUGCAGGAAGACCUUGAGUACAAAUUAUGGGACCAGUAUGCUCGAUUGUGUGGUGAUCGAAAUGAGAAGUUGAAUGACAUCUCUAGUUUACGGAUGGAUUUGGAAGCUGUUUUAAAGUCAUUGUCAAGUUCUGAAACAGGGCAUUUGAAUUCCCAUGGAUUGCAUGAUGUUGAUUUCUUUGCACGCAAGACAUCAAGUGAGCAUGUGACUUCUUCAAAAUCUGUUUGGGAUGGAAAUGAGAAGAUGGAGGAUUCUAAGACUGAUAUACCUGAGAACUUUGAUGCUGCCACGUUAAAGCACAUGUCAAGAGACGAAAUGGUGAACCAUUUUAAUAAUAUUCUGACAAAGAUGAAGAGACACCAUGAGUCCAUUCUGCAAAAGAAAACCGAUGAAUAUUUUGUUCUAAGAGCAGAUUAUCUAAAGCUUAGAGGAGGCUCUGCUGUGCCACACAAAAAGGAUAAGGGUGAAUUUGAUGUUCUAAGGAAGAAAAUUCCAGAAAUUAUAUUCAAAUUGGAUGAUAUUCUUGUGGAGAAUGAAAAACAUCCUGCAUUUACCCAGGAGACUCUAAGUUUCGGUAACUUGAAGGAUAGGCUUGAUAGCCUUCUUUCUGAAAAUCACCAGCUCAGAGACUUGCUUAGAGAUAAGAAAAAUGAAGUUAAGUCCCUUUUGUCCCAGGUUUCCGAUGCUACUGAGAAGAGGCUGCAACAUUCUUCUGUGGAAGCAGACAUGCUAAAACAGAUAGGAGAUCUCAAUUUAGCCAUGGAACGGUCACUCAUAGAAGCUUCUGUAAGGGAAGAAGUGUAUACUUGUUUUCUAAGGGAUCUUAGCAGAGGGACAGGAAAUGAAGUUGAGGAAUUAAACUUGGGAAUUGAUAUGAUUAAUGAUAGUAACGAUACUAAUGCUGGACGUACUAGAAAGGUUGAAAUUGAAGAUUUGGGUAUGGAGGGCCUGAUUAUGCAAGAAAUAUGUGGAGUGAUUUUCGGUGAAGGCAUCAAGGAGGCUAAAGGCAUUCUCAAGGAGCUGUAUUAUGAGUAUUUGAAUGAAAAAGAAAUUCGAAUAUCUCUUGAGACCAAAGUUAUUCAGAUGGAAAACGAAUUGAAAUUCGAGGUUGAAGAGAAAGACAGGCUAAAGCAAAAUGUUUCUGUGCUGGAAACGUCUGUGAACAAAAAGGAAAGGUUAGCAACAGAUGCUUCAGCUGCUCUAGCAAAAGAGAGGAAGCAAUUUGAGCAGGUGUGCCAAGAGUUAAAUACUGUGAAAGAGUUUGCAAGUCAGCAACAAACAUUAGCUUCUGGGUGCAACAAAGAAGUAAAUGUAGUAAAAGGCCAGUUGGCAGAAGCAUUGGAGAAAAUUGAAGUAUUGAAAGUGGAAGCAGCCCAAUUAAAUAAAAGUCUUGAGGAGAAGGCCGGGGAGUUAAAAGAAGCUAAUUACCAGGCACAUACAGUCCUUGCAAUCUCUGAAGAGAGGCAAACUGUUUUGUCCUCACUUGAAGCAAAAGAAAUUGAGCUAAGAAAGCAGGUGGAAACAAUUAUUGGUAAUAUAAAUGAAUCGUCAAAGAUGCUUGCUGAUUUUGAAUGCAGGGUGACAGGAAGUUUGAUAACAAAUAACGCCAGGUUUCAGAACUCGUCUUCUCAAUUGGAUUCUCUUGUUAAAAAGGCAAAUUUGCUGAGAAGAACAAUGCUACUAUACCAACAAAGGCUUGACAGAAGAUGUUCAGACCUUCAAUUGGCCGAGGCUGAGGUUGAUCUUUUGGGAGAUGAGGUGGAUACACUUUUAAGCCUACUUGAGAAGAUUUAUAUAGCACUUGAUCAUUACUCGCCAGUUUUGCAGCAUUACCCUGGGAUUAUGGAGAUUCUGAAGGUGAUCAAAAGGGAAUUAACUGGCGAGUCUACCAAGCUAGUAAAAUCAUCUUCUGCUUAAGAUAAAGAGUUCGAUUCCUGGAAUUUUCGCAUUACUCCAUCCUGGCUGGUACCAAUUCAAAGUACAACACGAAGGUAGAAAAACAGAUUUUAGUUAGUGACACAGAAAUGUAUUACCUUUUUGUAGCAGCUUGAAAUAGGGAAAGGAUUAUGAAGUUUCAACUGACCGGGCGUGUAGAGGGGAUCCCUAGUUAGUUGUGUAUAUUCUGUAUCAUCAGUCAGGAAAACCAAACAUCUAUAGCUGCAGCUGUGAAUUUUUUAGGUACAUUUUGUUAGCUAGCUUGUGUAUAUAGAGAUACAGAAGCAAAAUGUACAGACUACUUUGGCUAGUUAAAUUUAACGGAAAUCCAUGUGUUUAUCAUCUUUC
This is a messenger RNA of Nicotiana tabacum (common tobacco), 3343 nucleotides long. RefSeq names its product WPP domain-associated protein. Lineage: Eukaryota; Viridiplantae; Streptophyta; Magnoliopsida; Solanales; Solanaceae. The record is from RefSeq and is a predicted model, not a curated record.